UGGCCUGGCGCGUGUUGACAGAACUGCAGGUGACACGUGGAGGCGGCCGCGUGGAGAGGACAAUUUAUUAGUGCAAGUAAAGCAGAAAUAUUAAAUAUACAAGAGCAUCACCCUCUAUACAAUGAACAAAGCACCAUCUACGCGGGAAAAAGCGUCACAUUGUGAAUAAUCGCAAUCGUGAUCAACAUCGAGUCUAGCUCGCGAAAAUAUAACAAGUGACUGUUUAGCAUAUCCCAUCAGAACAUUCAGAACCGGCGCGGUGGAAGAGGUUGCCUUUUGCGAGAAUGCCUCAAAUCAUGGCAGAGGCAUUCGCGAGAGGACUGCUAGACAAGAUAAUGAUAGAAGUUCUGGACGUUAUAGAUCGCGAUGCAGAGGAUGGAAAAUCCUGGGAACAGCACGUCAAUGAGGAAACAGGCGGAAUAUCGGAAUAUGCUCAUUCGGAAUAUGUAUACGGUAGACAACAAGCAAACGAACGUACGCACGUGAAUUACAGCAAGGAUGAAGAGAUAGACUUGAUCGCAAAGAUAGUGCGCGAUUUGCGUGACAUACGGAUCGGAGAUUCGCGCUAUGUACUUCCACCUUCAUUGUUAGCGUUGGAAAAACAGGUGAAAUGCACCGCAUGCAACGACGACGCGCCGCUCACGAAUCCGACAACCGACGUUGCCGAAACUCAGCGCACGACCCGAGGUCAAGGUGACACGCACCAGAUUGUACACGCGGCGAUCUUCGAGCCACCGACCGAACUGACGGAGUCGGUGAAAAUGGUACGGAAGAAGAAAGAAGGCGAAGUGGCCAACGAGGCUACCAACGUGUCCGUCGGCCUGUUACAGCAGCUGAUCGAAGAUCUGGAGAACAAGGCGGUCUCAGCCUGCUCCGAAAACGAUGCUCCUUUAGAGUCGAUCAGCAAGGAACACGUUGCCGUUUGCGAGGAGAAAGAAGAGCAAUUCAUUAGGACUAUCGAGAGCAAUCCUGGCGACACACACGAGAUGACAAUGAAGACUCUUCGAGGUAGCGAAUCAAUCGGGCGCUUCCGCGUCAUCGAACUGAAGCACGACGAAGAACUGAGGUCUCACUCGAGUCACCACGUUGCGUCCACCUCGAGGGAAGUCGCCCUCGAGGAAGUUCAGAUUGAGAAACGCGGUUCAAACUCGUUAUCGUCGUUGAAACUGUCGCGCGACGACGGCAUCACGACCGCGGAUCAGAUACUACCCAUCAACGACGCGGAGAAGCGAAAAACAUUCAACGAAGCGACAGCAAAGAAGAAGAAGAGAGGCUUUGGCAGCCGAUUGAGGAAACUCUUCCGCGCCGCCUUCGGUCGCCGAAAGAAUUGAUGCUGUGAGUUCCAGAAGGAAUGCUAUCUCGCAAUAUAUAUGUUAAACGGCGACGAUUCCCGUUCGCUCAUGCAGCAGCUUUUUAGUCAUGUAUUUUUUAGACAGAAACCACGUCCACGAAUAUACAGCGAGUAAAAAUAAACUGGCCGCGGGCGAUCCCCGCAACUUCAGCAUUCAAUACAAUUUCGGUGCGACGCGUGAAUCAGACUCUCUAUAUACAUUCCUAGAUAGUAUUUGCAAGCGUUGUACACGAACCCGCAAAAUUCUGUAAAAUAUAUAACGUCUGAUGAUCUCACACAAUUCGUCUCACGUUCUUGACAACGGUUAGCUUAAGCGAUUUAGUUUAGAAAUCGAUAGCCGUAUAGAAGCUGACUCGCGGCGCCGAAGGCCGAGAGUAUAUUUUUGCCCGAUGCGUCUAUCGGCCGCUGCAGAUCUGGCAAUCUGACAUAGGAAUGUCGUUGUCGACGUCGACGUCGAAACCCCAUUUUACCGCGGCAGGAAGAGACAUUCGCCGACUCUCGCCUCCUCGUCGCUUCUCGAACUGUUUUUGGCGCGCGGCGUUGCCAUGCCCCGUC
Temnothorax curvispinosus is the source of this 1906-nucleotide messenger RNA. RefSeq lists its product as uncharacterized. The record is from RefSeq and is a predicted model, not a curated record. The coding region runs from base 285 to 1331 and encodes 348 amino acids. The transcript is spliced from 4 exons. Lineage: Eukaryota; Metazoa; Arthropoda; Insecta; Hymenoptera; Formicidae.